Messenger RNA from Paramuricea clavata, 594 nucleotides. The record is from the annotation of a GenBank genome assembly. Lineage: Eukaryota; Metazoa; Cnidaria; Anthozoa; Malacalcyonacea; Plexauridae.
UUAUGAAUGAAAAUUUUCAUUGAAACUCACACACCAAAAAUAUUUUUAUUAUAACGCUACAUACUUAUAGGUGGUGGUGGUGGUGGAUUCUACAACAAUGGACGCAGUAGCAAACAGUUUGGUGGAGCUUAUGGAUAUGGAGGAGAAGGAGGAAGAGGAUUUGUUCAAGGUGGAGCAGGUGGUCGCGCGAGGCGACAUAAUGCUGUCGGAGGAUUUGGGGGAGGUGGAGGUGCGUACGGAGGUGGAGGAGGCGCCGGAGGUGGAGGAGGAUAUUCUGGAGGAGCAUCCGGUGAUAAUGAAUAUCAUUCUUGCGGAGGAGGAGGCGGAUCUUUCAAUAGUGGGAAGAAUCAACUGAAAAUUGAAGGAUUUCGUGGUAGUGGCCAUGGUUAUGUCGAAAUAAAAUAUUUGGCAUAAAAUUACAUGACGCAUCUUGCAAUGCACAUUUUAAUGUUAUCAUAUGGUCAUCUCUUCAUUAUAAUUACUCGUCUUUUCUAGUCUAAUUAUCUACGUCCAAGUAGUUCAAGAACUUCUUGAGCAAUGUUUUAAUCGUUAUUUGUUUUGUUCAGCAAAAUUAAAGAUAUACAUUAUAUCCAA